CCCACAAAAAACCUUUACUCUCUUCUUCAUCUAUAUAUAACUAUAAUAACUCUCUUUACUCCCCCCACAGGAGAGUCCCGUGUUCUUGAGCACUGGUGUAGACCAGAACAAAGCGCAAAGAUAAAAGAAAAACUUCAUUGCGUUGAGAUUUCAACAUCAUCAUCCUCUACGUAUCAACCAAGAUUAGAAAGGCCUUUAAGCCUCUGAACUCAAGAUUGUGUCUGGUUCCCAAAGAUUCAAGCAUUUCUUCCAGAAGCUUGUUUCUUUUUGUCUCAUGAUCAUCAACUAGUUUGCUACAAUGGGGUACGUAGUAAACGUGGAGAAGAGAUGGGUUCUCCCUCUCGUCAUCACAUCUCUCGCCUUCCUUUUCCUCCUUGCAACCUCUUUCAACGUUGGCCUCGUCUCCUCCCUCCAAAAAAUCAACGGUCUCUUCUCCAUCAUCCCUUCCCGUCACCACCACCACCACGCCACCAACCAAACCAGUCUCUACUUCGCAGAGUCCAAACUCUCUAGACGACAACAACAACAACAACAACAAACCCGUGUCGUUGAAGACAAGCUCCCACGUUUUGCGUACCUCGUCUCCGGAUCCAAAGGGGACGUGGAAAAGCUCUGGAGAACGCUCAGAGCGGUGUACCACCCGAGAAACCACUACGUCGUCCACCUGGAUCUUGAAUCACCGGUUGAUGAGAGACUACAGCUGGCUUCUCGGAUUAACAAGGAUCGUAUCUAUUCCAAAACAGGGAAUGUGUAUAUGAUAACCAAGGCGAAUCUUGUCACGUACAGAGGACCAACGAUGGUUGCAAACACCCUUCACGCUUGUGCUCUUCUUCUUAAGAGAAGCGCUAACUGGGACUGGUUUAUUAAUCUCAGCGCUUCAGAUUAUCCCCUGGUGACACAAGAUGAUUUGCUUCAUACGUUUUCGAGUCUGGACAGGAACCUCAACUUCAUCGAACACACAAGUGAACUAGGCUGGAAAGAGGAGAAGCGAGCAAUGCCAUUAAUGAUUGAUCCUGGACUUUACUUGCUGAACAAAUCAGAUAUCUACUGGGUCACACCUCGUAGAAGCUUGCCAACUGCCUUUAAGUUAUUCACUGGAUCUGCUUGGAUGGCUCUAUCACGUUCCUUUGUAGAGUACUGCAUAUGGGGAUGGGACAACUUACCAAGAACCCUCCUAAUGUACUACACAAACUUCGUCUCAUCGCCUGAGAGUUACUUCCACACUGUAAUCUGCAACGUCCCCGAGUUCUCGAAAACCGCGGUGAACCACGACCUCCACUACAUCUCGUGGGACACGCCGCCGCAGCAGCACCCUCACGUGCUGACGCUCAACGACACGAUGCGGAUGAUAUCAAGCGGCGCUGCGUUUGCUAGGAAAUUCAAAAGAGACGACAGGGUGCUUGACGUGAUCGACAAGGCGUUCCUUAGACGGAGGAACGAUGAAGACGGUUUUACUCCUGGUGGGUGGUGCGGUGGGAAACCAAAGUGCUCACAGGUCGGUGAUGUGGCUAACGUUAAGCCUAGUCCUGGAGCUAAGAGGCUUCAGGGGCUUGUGGAGAGGUUAGUCAGUGAGGCUAAAACAGGAGUUAAUCAAUGUAAAUAAAUCGUUUUGAUAGAUUGAGACUGUUCGGAUCAUAUAUACACAUAACAUAUAGGGAUGGUUUCAGAGAAUCUUGCAGUUGCAGUGCUAUUAGUUCGGGGGUUUAGAAAAGACUUUUAGACAUUGUUCUGAUUGCGUAGAUGCCACGUUACCUAAUGGUCUCACAAUAGGGUUAGUUUUUUCCUUGUUUGAACUGAAUAAAAGUUAUGAUCUAUUUUAUUGAGA
This is a messenger RNA of Raphanus sativus (radish), 1825 nucleotides long. RefSeq names its product beta-glucuronosyltransferase GlcAT14A. The record is from RefSeq and is a predicted model, not a curated record. Gene Ontology annotation, cellular component: membrane. The transcript is spliced from 5 exons. Lineage: Eukaryota; Viridiplantae; Streptophyta; Magnoliopsida; Brassicales; Brassicaceae. Gene Ontology annotation, molecular function: glucuronosyltransferase activity. Bases 299 to 1603 code for a protein of 434 amino acids.